GUGCUUGCAAUACAGAGCGAGAGAGAGAGAGAGAGAUAUUGGGUCAGAGACUGACAAAGCUGAUCCUGAAAUGCCACCAACAUAAAUGGAAGCAACUCAAAUCUCACACAUUGCACCAAUCAAAGAACUCAAACUAGAAAAGAGUGAUGGGAAUGGGAGAUGAGGCUUUUCCUUAGCUUUCUUGAGACUUCAGGUUCAUAGAUUAGUGAGAAGCAAGGAAACCCGUGUCGGGUAAGCAAUGCCAGUUCCUCUCGCCCCAUAUCCGACACCUCCGGUGCCUUUUACACCACCAAACGGUGCGCAGAGUCAACUUGUGUGUUCUGGCUGUCGGAAUCUCCUUCUCUACCCACUUGGAGCAACAUCUGUAUGUUGUGCUGUUUGCAAUGCCGUGACGCCAGUACCACCUCCGGGAACGGAAAUGGCUCAGUUGGUUUGUGGAGGCUGCCACACUCUUUUGAUGUACAUUCGUGGGGCAACCAGUGUACAAUGUUCAUGUUGUCACACGGUUAACUUGGCGUUGGAAGCAAAUCAGGUUGCACAUGUGAACUGCGGAAACUGCCAUAUGCUGUUGAUGUACCAAUACGGAGCACGAUCUGUGAAAUGCGCAGUUUGCAAUUUCGUAACAUCAGUUGGGGCUUCCGCAAGCACCGAGCAGAAGUUCAGUAACUGAAAAUCCAGGAAUAGCAUAGUCAGUAAAUUCGGACUUCUAAAAAGCUUGUUCUUCCUCAUUUUAGUGCCUAAAGUAUUUUAUGUUAUUGAUAGGUGAGGAAUUCCGCUCUAGCGACUCCACUCCACUCUCCAAAAGUUAAAUGUAAAGAGCUCUUUUUUCUAUUGGAGUUCUCGUUGAAUAAGUAGUUUUGGGCAGGUUUGAUUUGUGAAGAUCAUUCUACGGAACUGUUAUAUUAUAAGUGCAGUUAGAAAACUCCGAUUUUGAUAUUUAACUUUCUUUCAUCUUCUCUGCAAGUGCGCAGAGUGAGAUUGUUGCUAUUUAAUAGUAAGCAGUGUGAGGAAAGUCCAUUUGUGUAUGUCAGUGGCAUGAAGAAGCCAUGGCAUGUCUUCAUUUCCCAAAUUGUCAAACAAUCCAAGUACUAAUAUACUAUCAGUGUGUAUACUUUUGUUGAA
Molecule: messenger RNA, 1122 nt
Organism: Magnolia sinica
Lineage: Eukaryota; Viridiplantae; Streptophyta; Magnoliopsida; Magnoliales; Magnoliaceae
Product: protein LSD1
Exons: 6
Coding region: 239-670 (143 amino acids)
Source: RefSeq, a predicted model, not a curated record